This is a messenger RNA of Podospora anserina S mat+, 2070 nucleotides long. RefSeq lists its product as uncharacterized. The transcript is spliced from 3 exons. The record is from RefSeq and is a predicted model, not a curated record. NCBI's taxonomy places the organism in Eukaryota, Fungi, Ascomycota, Sordariomycetes, Sordariales, Podosporaceae. Bases 1 to 2070 code for a protein of 689 amino acids. Gene Ontology annotation, molecular function: FAD binding.
AUGUCGACGUGUAAGACUGGAGCCCAGAGCAAAGUAUAUGCCUACCAUUCUAAUGCACACUCUAGCCUCAUCAUUGGCGCCGGGCCUGCCGGGCUCAUGGCUGCCGCAUCUUUCGCUCACCUCACCGCCAUCCCCUCUGCCUCUCCGCUUUCAGUUCGGAUCAUAGACAAGCGUUCCACAAAGAUCUUUUCGGGCCAGGCCGACGGUCUUCAAUGCCGCUCUCUUGAGAUCUUUGACUCUCUUGGCUUCGCUGACAGGGCAUGGAAGGAAGCAAACCACAUGAUCGAAAUCUGCAUGUGGAAUCCUGACGCGACAGGUAUCAUUCAACGGAGCGACAGAAUCCCUGAUACGAUUGUGGGGCUGUCCAGAUUCCAACAGAUUGUGUUGCAACAGGGCAGGAUUGAGAGGUUCUUUUUGGACAACAUCCAGAAAUACUCUGGGGGUGCCAUCAAAGUCGAGAGGGCGAUCCUACCAACUAGUUUGCAGAUUGGGGGGGAGAGAGUUAAAGUGACGGUGAGAAAGCUAACAGAAGAGGAAGCUACUCCGCCACAAGCUACGACAGGCAGCAAGAGUGAUGUGACAGAUGGGCUCUUUCGGAGUAACCUUGUGGGGGAUGACUACGAGGACAAGAACAUCACAGAUGCAAAGGGUGGGGAGGAAGAAGUGAUCAAUGCAAAAUUCGUCAUUGGUUGUGAUGGUGCUAGGAGCUGGACCAGACGGGCACUUGGUCCCGAGUUUGAGCUACAAGGCGAAGCAACCGACUUCAUUUGGGGAGUUAUGGAUAUCAUCCCUAUCACUGACUUUCCCGACAUUCGCAUGCGCUGUGCUAUCCACUCAGCCAACGAUGGGAGUCUCAUGGUCAUCCCUCGCGAGAACCGGCUGGUGAGAUUGUACAUUCAGCUCAAGGAGGUCACGCCGGACGCAUCCGGCAGGGCAGACAGGUCCAAGAUCACACCGGAGCUCAUCUUUGGCGCUGCGCAAAAGAUUUUAAGGCCAUAUAAGAUCGACUAUGAAUAUUGCGACUGGUGGACCGCGUACCAGAUCGGACAACGUAUCUCACCCUCCUUUUCGCACCCUUCCAAUAAGGUUUUCCUUGCGGGCGAUGCAGUGCACACUCAUUCCCCCAAAGCAGGACAAGGCAUGAACGUUGCUAUGCAGGACUCAUUCAACUUGGCGUGGAAGGUUGGGCUCGUAGCCAAGGGGAUUUGUCAUCCCAGAAUUUUGGACACGUAUCAGUCCGAGCGACGCCGAGUUGCUCAGGACCUUAUCGAGUUCGACCACAAGUUCAGUCGUUUGUUCAGCGGGCGCCCGGCGAAGGAUGUUAUGGACGCAGAAGGCGUGAGCAUGGCUGAAUUUAAGGACGCGUUCCUGAAAGGGAACCUGUUUGCCAGCGGAUUGAGUGUUGACUAUGGUCCAAGUUCUUUGGUCGUCAAGAGCGGCGACCCUGGCGAGCUGGGCGAUAGGAGCGGUAGAAGCCGGAAUUUGGAAGGGGUGCGCAGGAUUACCGUGGAAGAGUUCGAGGUGAAGCAGAGCCUGGCCAAAGGGCUGCCUGUGGGGAUGAGGUUCAACAGUUUUAAAGUCCUUAACCAGGCCUGUGCUCGGCCAUGGCAUUUCCAAGAGAGGCUGAAGGCUGAUGGACGGUUCCGCAUUGUGUUGUUUGCCGGGGACAUACUGGAUCAAGCACAGAAGCAGCGAGUUGAGGUGUUCUGUGAUAAGCUGAGCUCGUCCAACGGCUUUAUGAGAAGGGCUACUCCGGAGGGGUCCAAGAUUGAUAGUGUGAUCGAGGUGUUGACAAUCCACUCAGCCAAAAGGACCGAGACAGAGCUCCUGCGAGAUUUCCCCGACAUCCUGCAUCCCUUCGACCCACACACCGGAUGGGACUACAACAAGGUUUUUGUCGAUGACGAGAGUUACCAUGAAGGGUUUGGCGAUGCAUACAAGAAUUACGGAGUUGAUAAGGAGAAAGGGUGCGUUGUGGCUGUCAGACCGGAUCAAUAUGUGGGUUGGGUUGGUGAGUUGGAAGACUUUAAGCAGUUGCAGGAGUACUUUGAGGGCAUUUUCCUCGUAUAA